CUGCCUCAUAAAGAUACGCUCGUGAAGAUCGCCAGCGAGGUACGCCGCAACCACAUCCACCUGCACUAUAUGCCAUCCCCGAAUUGCAGCUAAUGCGAAGAGAACCCUCCACAACAUAGCUCUAGAGGUUGACGCCACGGUCUCAGUGUAAUCAAUGCCCUCCUUUUGUGUGAACCCUUGGUCCACGAUACGGGCCUUGAAUUCAGUACCCAUUUGGCGCCGACGAUGUGCCUAUAGCUUGCAAUGUCCUUUGAUACGAAGACGAAGGUACUGCGUUCAAGGUUCCGUAGGAUCUCAAUGAAAAUAGCCUUGAUCCAUUCAGGGGCUUGAGGGCGCAGCUAGAUAAUCUUGCGGCAGCAAGUCGAGUGAUCGGACGAGGUGUGUUCGUAUGUAUUGUCUAAGACCCCUUGGCGUUUCCUGGAUCCAAUUCUUGUAGGGUCCGUUUAAUUAAGGGAACGUUACUGAGAUUGUCCCACAAUGCAGGCGGCGAUUAGGUUGGGUGAACGAGCUUCAGUUUCUUCGACUUCUUCGACGCGUGCUGGUGGACAUCGCUUGGCAGGGAUAAGGGUUUCGUCGCUUGUCGACGCUUACGCGAGAUCGGAGGCGAUGGCGCUGGCAUACAGCCAGGAGCGGAAGAGCGCGCAAUGUUGUUCCGGCGGACACAGAAGCCCCAUCCUCGGAAACUCGACGACCUCUUGUGUUUGCACGAUGAAGGGCAGUAUUUGUCUCGGCCCGGCAUCCGUGGCGACCACCAAGCAAGUUCCAUCCCAUGGUGGUUCAUGCUUUCCCUUCGAAAUCGACCGCGUUGACAAUGUUGCCAGUAUUGCCCUCCUCCUGCUCGUGGUCGACGAUACUGGUCAACUGGCUAAGGGCCGCCACCAGGGAUGGAACCAGAGACAGCGAAAGCAAUGGUGGGCUCCAAGGCUUCUGGUAGUCCGAAAGGGCAAGCUUCAAACCAACGGACCUAUAUUCCUUGAUAGCUUCGGGACAUUGGAAUAUGCGUUACGUGCUCUUCUUCCAAUCUAUCGCAGAGAUACUGCGAUUGGCGGACUGUCUGCCGGCGUCUUCAACCAGCUCUCGGCGGUCCCCUUCACCGGCGUCGGCAUCGUCGUCUUAUUCAACACUUUUGGCACCGGCAACGUGAGGUAG
Messenger RNA from Pseudomassariella vexata, 1149 nucleotides. RefSeq lists its product as uncharacterized. NCBI's taxonomy places the organism in Eukaryota, Fungi, Ascomycota, Sordariomycetes, Amphisphaeriales, Pseudomassariaceae. Bases 478 to 1149 code for a protein of 223 amino acids. The record is from RefSeq and is a predicted model, not a curated record. The transcript is spliced from 4 exons.